AUGAGCCAAUAUGGUUCUACGUCAAUAUCGUCAUCAACACAAAAAACUAAAUCGAAUCCAGCAUUAUUUAUUGAUUAUCAAAUAGAAUCUCCUCGUUUUCCUGUUCAUAAUGCGCAACAAAUACAAGAAGGUAUCGAACAUUUAAAUGACAAUGGUUAUGCAAUAUUUUCUCAUGUCCUUUCAUCUGAUGAGAUCCCCUCGAAUAUCGAUUUACUAUGGAAACAUUUGGAAAAUUUGUCAGCACCAUAUCAAAUAAAACGAGAUGAUGCACGAACAUGGGACAUUGCAUGGCCCGGUGUAGCUUACAUUGGAUUAAUGCCAGAUGAAGGUUUCGGUCAGUCACAGUUUGCAUGGUCGAUACGAGGAAAUCCAAAUGUGAAAAAGAUUUUUGCUCAACUUUGGCAAACGAAUGAGUUGCUUGUUUCAUUCGAUGCUGUUGGUUGUUUUCGUGAUUGGCAUUGGAAUUCAGCAUGGAAGACAAUAAGUGGAUGGUAUCAUUGUGAUCAGAAUCCAAUUGAAAAGCCUCAUCGAUGUUCGAUUCAAGGUUUCGUAUCUUUAACAGAUAAUAAUGAAUUCACUGGUGGUCUUGUUGUCGUACCUCAAUCACAUAAACAUUUUGAGCAACUUCAAUCCAUCACUCGAAUCGGCAAGGAACGAGCCAAUUUCUGUCGUGUACGUAGAAAUCAUCCUUUGCUCAAACAAUUCAAACCACGUCUAGUCAAAUGCAAAGCUGGUGAUCUAGUCGUCUUUGAUUCUCGAUGCAUUCACUGCAAUACACCAGCUCUCGAUACUGAAGAGGUGACAAUCUUCAAUGAAGACAAAAUUCCUCAACUGUUACGCAUUGUCGCUUAUGUAUGUAUGAGUCCAACAGCAAUGGUUUCUGCUGAUGAACUCGAAGAAUUUCGCAAGACUAGAGAAGAGUUUGUCAGAGAUAGAAUAACAUGUACACAUUGGCCUUGUGAACUCAAUAUUUCCGAUGGAUCACCAUCUGGUGUCAAACAGCCACUCAGACUUUCGAUGUAUCAACGAUCUCUCAUUGUUGGCACCAAUGUCGAUCCAGAUAGUGAAAUAGCACAAGAAGUUAUCGAUGUUUAA
This is a messenger RNA of Rotaria sordida, 1095 nucleotides long. The record is from the annotation of a GenBank genome assembly. NCBI's taxonomy places the organism in Eukaryota, Metazoa, Rotifera, Eurotatoria, Philodinida, Philodinidae.